GAUGGCGAGUGGUGUGGGGUCUUCAGCGUCGUUGUGGACCGAAGUGAGCCGCUGUGGACAGAAUGGCGACUUCACAAGAGCCCUCAAAGCUGUGAAUAAAAUUCUUCAUGAAAAUAAGGACGACGUGACAGCGCUGCGUUGUAAAAUUGUAUGCCUUAUUCAAAACGGAGGGUUCAAAGAAGCGCUGAAUGUCAUAAACACUCACACCAGGUCACUCACAAGUGAUAUGAUUGGGUUUGAGAAGGCAUACUGUGAAUAUCGGCUUAACAGAGUGGAGAGUGCGCUGAAGACCAUUGAAGGAAUUGCUGAACAGACAGACAAACUCAAAGAGCUCUAUGGCCAAGUGCUGUAUAGGCUGGAGCGGUACAGUGAGUGUGAGACUGUGUAUAAGGACCUGAUCAGGAAUUCCCAGGAUGAGUAUGAGGAGGAAAGGAAGACUAAUCUGGCAGCGGUGCUGGCUGCACAGAGCAUGUGGGAGAACUCUACACCUGAGGACCUGGGCCUCACUGACAGCACGUACGAGUUGUGCUACAAUGCUGCCUGUGGUCUGAUUGGUAGAGGGUUGCUCACUCAGGCCAUGAAGAAACUUCAGGAAGCUGAAGAGCUCUGUAGGAGGUCUUUGUCUGAGGACACAGAUGUGACUGAGGAGGAUAUCGAUGCUGAGCUGGCUGUGAUCCAUUCUCAGAUGGCUUGCGUUAUGCAGCUUCAAGGCAGGACAGAAGAUGCACUGGCCCUCUAUAACCAAGUUGUCAAACUUAAACCAUCUGAUGUGGGUCUGCUUGCUGUAACUGCCAAUAACAUCAUCACCAUCAAUAAGGACCAAAAUGUGUUUGAUUCCAAGAAGAAGGUCAAACUAAUGAAUGCUGAAGGAGUAGAAUACAAACUAGCCAAGAAGCAGCUGCAAGCCAUCGAGUUUAACAAAGCUCUGUUAGCAAUGUAUACAAACCAGGCUGACCAGUGCAGGAAGUUAUCAUCGAGCUUGCAGGCACAGAACCCUAGUCACCCGCGACCUGUCCUCAUCCAGGUGGCCCAGCUCUGCAGAGAGAAACAGCACAGCAAGGCCUUGGAGCAACUGCAGCGCUUUUCAGAACACCACCCAGAGAGUGCAUCUGGAAUCAAACUGACCAUGGCACAACUUUAUCUGACUCAAGGUCAUGUGACUAAAGCAUGUGACAUUUUGAGGUCCAUAGAAGAUUUUAAGCACAAACAAGGAAUGGUUUCUGCCCUGGUGAUGAUGUACACACAUGAAGAAGACAUUGAUAGUGCAAUUGAUGUGUUCAGCCAAGCUAUCCACUAUUACCAGUCAGAGCAGCCUGGCAGUGUGACCCACCUUGCCCUCGUACGUGAGGCUGCAGAUUUUAAGCUUCGCUAUGGCAGGAAGAAGGAGGCCCUCACUGACCUGGAGCAGCUGUGGAAGCAGAACCGGAAGGACGUUCACACGUUGGCACAGCUCAUCUCUGCAUACUCACUUGUGGACCAGGACAAGGCCAAGGCGCUAAGCAAGCACCUCCCCUCCCCGGACACGAUGUCCUUUAACAUAGACGUAGACGAGCUGGAAAACUCCCACGAUGCCACUUACAUCAGGAAGAGAGCUACCAAAGUGUCAGGGGAAACUCUGGCCAAGGACCAGGGGCAAGGUGAUGUAAAAAAGAAGAAGAAAAAGAAAAAGGGUAAAAUGCCCAAGAACUAUGACCCUAAAUCGACUCCUGACCCUGAGCGCUGGCUGCCAAUGCGGGAGCGCUCAUAUUAUCGCGGCAGGAAAAAGGGCAAGAAGAAGGAGCAGGUGGGCCGAGGAACUCAAGGAGCAACAUCAGGAGCGGCUGCAGAACUCGAUGCUAGCAAGAUGGCCAGCAGCCCCCCCACCUCCCCACGACCAGGCUCCGGCACUGGCUCCGCCACCAACGUGGUGCCGCCACGGCAACAAAAGCCUGCGGCUCCCGCAGCAGCUCGCAAAAAGCCCCCACAGAAAAAGAAGAAAGGAGGAAAGGGUGGAUGGUAGAAUGAUGGACAGAUGAGGUGAAGCCCAGAGGCAUUGUCCAACGACUUCCUCAUGUUAACCAUACAUUUGGAGAUUUUCAAGUGCUGGAUGAGUGGAGUGAUGCCACAGCACCCCUAUUGGGCUGGAUGAUGGGCUUGCUGUAACAUAAAUGCAUCUAGUCCUUCAAAUUACGCGAAUAGAAAUUGGAGGAGGGGAAAUGUGAAUGACUGGAGAGGUAAGAAAGGAAUUGUACAUUAAAAAAUUGAAUUAAUAAACAUAGAAAUAUGA
Messenger RNA from Electrophorus electricus (electric eel), 2266 nucleotides. It is a transcript of the gene srp72, whose product is annotated as signal recognition particle 72. Gene Ontology annotation, biological process: SRP-dependent cotranslational protein targeting to membrane. NCBI's taxonomy places the organism in Eukaryota, Metazoa, Chordata, Actinopteri, Gymnotiformes, Gymnotidae. The record is from RefSeq and is a predicted model, not a curated record. Gene Ontology annotation, cellular component: signal recognition particle, endoplasmic reticulum targeting. Gene Ontology annotation, molecular function: protein binding; 7S RNA binding; ribosome binding.